This is a messenger RNA of Aspergillus pseudonomiae, 401 nucleotides long. RefSeq lists its product as uncharacterized. Lineage: Eukaryota; Fungi; Ascomycota; Eurotiomycetes; Eurotiales; Aspergillaceae. The record is from RefSeq and is a predicted model, not a curated record. The transcript has a single exon. The coding region runs from base 51 to 359 and encodes 102 amino acids.
CAUUCUAUGACGAUAUUCCAACUACUUCCUUGGGUUUGUUUACGAAUCAAAUGGCUUUUGUUUUAAAGUCCACUGUUUUUUGCGUUCAGCUCCUACUCACUCAGUUUGGUGUUGGAUUGUCCUUAUCUCCAGAUGUGCUGCACUCGAUAUCGUGUCAUGGAUCAUCUGAAGAGAUAGACACGUUUGAACUGAUUAGCUCCGACUUGAAUAGGAUAUCUGGACAGUUUUGGGCCUGCGCAGGAAGCACAUCUUUCUUAUGCUUUGUUUUCCCUUUUUUUUUUACUAUGGUUUUGCUUGUACUUUUGUUCUUCCUUCCAUUGUUCCCAUGGGUUUUAAUCAGUUCUUGGUCAUCUCCAUGACAUGAGACCCUAAAACCUACACCAUAUGGGGUUCGAUGUCGA